AUGCAAGCUCAUUUGGCCGCUCAAGAUGAUGAUAUGUGGUAUGUCAUCAUUGAUGGUUCAAUGAAGAUUAUGAAGGUCAGCACAGACAAAACAUUAACUAAUGGUGCUCCUGAGAUGAAGGAGAAGCCAAAAUAUGAGUGGACUGCUGAAGAUAAGAGAAAGGUCAAUCUCGGCAAUGUGGCCAAAGAUAUUCUCUACAAGACGUUGGACAAGAACAUAUUCAGCAAGAUCAAGUCAUGCUCUACUGCAAAAGAAAUUUGGAAGAAGCUGACCCAACUCUGUGAAGGCAACGAUCAAACUAAAGAAAAUAAACUAAUGGUUGCCAUACAGAUGUUUGAAAGCAUCAAUAUGCGUCUUAGAGUGACAAUGACUGAAUUUGAUGAAUGA
Molecule: messenger RNA, 387 nt
Organism: Impatiens glandulifera
Lineage: Eukaryota; Viridiplantae; Streptophyta; Magnoliopsida; Ericales; Balsaminaceae
Exons: 1
Coding region: 1-387 (128 amino acids)
Source: RefSeq, a predicted model, not a curated record